Molecule: messenger RNA, 3676 nt
Organism: Carassius auratus (goldfish)
Lineage: Eukaryota; Metazoa; Chordata; Actinopteri; Cypriniformes; Cyprinidae
Gene: ubn1
Product: ubinuclein 1
Exons: 17
Coding region: 463-2973 (836 amino acids)
Biological process (GO): chromatin organization
Cellular component (GO): nucleus
Source: RefSeq, a predicted model, not a curated record
UUGUGGGUGUCCAUAUCAGUGGUGAAAACUGUCUAGUUAAAAUGUAUUGCUACCAAAAUUAAUUAAUAGUCUUUACUAGAUCAAACAUAAAGGCUUGUGGUCGUCAAGGGGAACGAACAAUCGACCAAUCCAUAUUGGAUAUAAAAACCGGUUCCUAUUUGCAAUCUGCAUCUGAAAACGACAAUUCUCCUUUGCCAUGAUAACUCAUGCGAAUUUUUCAUGGGGAGUAGUCGACUAUCGGCGUGACGAUGGCUACGCUAUUUAGGGCCGCGGAGACCGAAUGAAACGAGCGCUUUCAUGAAGAGAUUGGGUGUUGGAGACUUCAUCAGAACAUGCCAUGCAAGACAGCAUAUCAACGAUUCACCAUAACAUGACAUGGAUAAACAUCCGUGGUUCAUAAUUCAUCAACCAAACGCGCACCUGUCCUUGAAUAAUCGUGGAGUGUUGCUAUCGGUCUGAGCAAUGGCCGCUCCAAGAAGAAUUCAUCUCACGGCACUCUCAAGCAAUGCACACUUUCCUCUUCCCCCCGUCACAAAUGCCAGUGACCAAGCUGUCAACCCAGGUUUACCUGCGCCGAGGCCAGCGGUUGGAUCGCCCCCAUCCGCGCAUCCUCCAACAAGAGUGGAAUUAAAACUCUUCGAGUCGGACGAACAACGCUGCCCAGAGUUUAGCUACCCAGAUUUAAUCAGCGCAAAAGAUGAAGCUGGCAAAAGAAAAAAAGACAGAUUACAGGACCUGGUGGAUAUGGGCUUUGGUUAUGAUGGCUCUGAUUCAUUUAUUGACAACUCUGAGGCUUAUGAUGAGCUCGUCCCAGCUUGUCUCACCACCAGAUAUGGAGGCUUCUACAUCAACUCUGGAACUCUGCAGUUCCGGCCAGCCUCUGAUGAGGGAGAGAAGAACGAGAAUGAUUUUGAGGACAGUGGGUUUAAACCUAAGAAACGAAAGCUUAAGCAAGGAAAAGAGAAGAAAAUUAGGAAGAAAAAGAGAGAGGAAGACAUGCUUGCUAAGAAGGGAGAGGAAGAAUCCAGGAAGAGCACCCCACCAGACAAAUCAUCUGCAAAGAAGAAAAACAAGAGUUCACUAAGUAUCAAUAAGAUGCUGAAGAAGUUCCAUAAGGACAAGUUUCAGCAGCUGCAGAUGUUCAACGCUACAGAGAGAGCUUUGCACGCUCUCAGUGAUACUCGUCUCAUUAUACAAGCAGAGGUUCAAGAACCGCCCAUAUCAGCCGACCCUCUUCUCACACUCAUUGGUUCUGCCAGUGCAGACGACCUCCUUCAAGCAGUCAAAGCAUCAGAGCAAGACUUUGACUUCGAUGGACUCUUGGGCGAGCCACAGAACGUCUGCUCUCCAAGCUUCGAAGAUAACAGAGAUGCUCUGGUAGUGUCCGUCGAUGAAAAACCCCACACAUUACUUCCCGAUGGCCUUCCACCUACACUAGAGCUACACAUUAAAGAACUUUCACAGGCCGUCAGGAAAAUUGAAGGACAAAACAAGAUGGAGAUUUUGUCUUCAGAAUUCAACAGUGUUCUACUAGAUGUGGAGGUGAACUCUAAACUACUAAGUGGAAAAGUAAGAUCCAGAAUCUUCUCAUACUUGGCGUCACAGAUGUCUUGUAGCAAAGGCACUCUGGUCAAAAGAGCCAAAAGACUCCAAAGUCUCCAACAGGAUGACCAGCUACGGGAGCUGCUGAAGAAGUUGGAGGAUGCGCUUGGCAGAUCCAUGCCAGAACAGAUCACCCGUUUCCAGAAUCACUGCCAAGCUCACUUUGAAGCCAGAGCUGCCAAACUCGAGGCUGAGAAAGAGAGGGUAAUUGAUGGAUCUGAUGAGGAAGAAGAGGAGAGGAGUGGAAAACGAGUGUUUGGGCCUCGCAAGAGGUUCAGAUGGAAUGAAGAGAUCAGGGAGUUGCUCUUUGAGAUUGUGAAUUUGAAGAUGAUUAUUUAUGACUCGGAGUCGCCAGCAUGCUCUAGUUUGGAAGAGUAUCUGAAAGGAUUCCUAGAGGCUGAUGUUAAACCACUUUGGCCUAAAGGAUGGAUGCAAUCUAGGAUUCUGCUUAUAGAAACCCGAAAAGCACAUGGCCAUAUCACCGGUGUUGUGGCAAGGAAGAAGCCAAUGGGUACAACUAAACUAAAAAAGUUCAGCACCACCCCUAAGGACAGUAACAAUAACCCAGAAACUCAGGGCCCUCCAGGACUGAAACGCAAGCGUCUGAGUGUACCUGCGAGCAUGCAACCUGAAGCCAUGCUGAGCACCACUGCCAAAACGCCAUCAAACACACAAACCUCUGCCAUCUUCUUCACCCACCCAUCUAAUCAGAGCCACAAAGAAGGUAACAGGAUUGAGCACCACCAUUCAAGCACUCCGGUGAAUGCAGAGAGGGCAGGAUCAGUCCAGAUUAUGUGGAACAAGUCUACCAUGGAUUCAGAUUCAAAGCGGCUCCAGGUUGGAGAGAGGGCGGCUCACAAACUGAUGCUGGUGGCGCCACCGUCAGAUGCUGCUCAGGGUGACUGUCCAUCGGUGGUGCAGGGAGUGGCCAGGCUGCUCACAACCACCUCAGCGGGCGACACUCCUGUUUCCAUGGCAGCAGCAGCUGGUGAAAUCUCCCGUGGAAACCCAGCACUUCCCACCCCUUCUCUAUCACUCCUUCCAUCUUCCUACCCCACCACAGUACAGCCGGGUGUCUUACCGAGCUUUGCCCCCUUGCAUGCUCUCCCAUUCCCUGGGCUCAGCCAUGGCACCAAACUUCCUGGACAGCCUCAGGCCUGCAAAGGAGCUGUUUUUCCUGGCCCAACACCUGGGACUUUCCAACAUGGUCUGGCACACGGUAACUCCAUGCUGUGCUCUAGCACAGUUCAUCUUCUGUCUGUCCCUGUUUCUUCUCCUGCUCCUUUUCCUUCUUUAACAUCAUGGCUCUUUGGUUUAGAUGGAAGCCAGAUCCACACAGAUGGUCUAAAUGCUCGGAGAAAACGUCAUUAAUGGCCAUUAGAAUGGAACAAAAGCCAGCUGUUACCUACAGCAAAAUUUGCCACUUUUCCAAAGAUCAUGAAGAUGGAGCUGAUAUGAUCAAACAUGGACAAUUAAAAAACAAUUAGGAAACAUUUUUUUGUAUAUUUUAGAAAUCAAAACUCAAUUGAUCAAUAAUGGGUAUAAGGAUUAUAAUGUAAUUAUUUUUCUACAGUAAUAAGAUGACCAGCCAUGUGACCUGUAAUGCACUUACUUACGGCAGAUACUUGAGUGAAUUUGUCUGUUGUUACCUUUUCAAUUGCCAUUUCUCUCUCUCUCUCAGAGGUGAUCUACAAUCCUAACCUAUUUAUGAAAUAAAAUGAACAACAAUGAAUUCCAGGUAGUGUGGCCCACACUGUGUGGGAUUCCACACUACAGCAUUAUUUUCAAGUACAUGUUUGCAAUGAAAAUAUAAAGUAACUCUGAAUCUGUUGUACUAGUCAAAGGCCGAGAUUGCACAUUGUCUUGUUUUGUUGUUGUUGUUGGACUGGGUAAUUAAAAUGAUGCCAGUGUUAUGAUCUCAGGGCUGUUAAAUACAAUGGCUAUUAUUAGAGUUAUUGAGUAAUGCUCCAAAAUAUAGAAACCAUGAACCGGCUUUUGAUUUUGAACAUACUGAUAAAUGGCUUUGAAAAAAUAUAUAUUUGAACGUAACGUGGAAAAUAAAGUUUCCUUAAGU